Messenger RNA from Capsicum annuum, 653 nucleotides. RefSeq lists its product as uncharacterized. NCBI's taxonomy places the organism in Eukaryota, Viridiplantae, Streptophyta, Magnoliopsida, Solanales, Solanaceae. The record is from RefSeq and is a predicted model, not a curated record. The coding region runs from base 182 to 445 and encodes 87 amino acids. The transcript has 3 exons.
UAAUUUUCUGAAUUUAUCCAGAAAAUUCAUUACACGUUAGCUUCUGGUGUCAUCAUGGCAACAGAACCCGUACGAGAGCGCAGAAUCUGGAACUUCCACCUGCUUUCAUAUAAGCUCUUAGUCACCAACCCCCCUUCGCUUCUCUCUGUUGUUAACUAAUUAAAAUUAAAAAAUAAAAGAAAUGGGAAUGAGAAGUGUCGUUUCAAGCAGUGGAAUCCGUCGUUUAAUGGAAGGUGGUAGUGGUAGAUCAACAAUUUCAGGCCUAAAAUACUUCAGCGAUAACAAAGGUAGAAUCCUUAGUGAAGAAGAACGUGCUAAAGAGACCGUUUACAUUCAGAAAAUGGAGAGGGAAAGAAUGGAGAAGGCGAGGCUGAAAGCUGAAAAGGAGAGAGCUGAAAGAGAGAAAGCUGACAAGAAAGCUGAAGAAGAGGCUCAUAAGAGCUGAAGUGGGUUACCUGCAACUCCUGCUUUCAAGUCGUGCUGAUAAAAUAAUGUUAUGCUGACAUGUUGCUCCUCAUCUCUCAUCAAGCUCAUCCUUGUACAGAAUAUGGUUUAAUAAUCUUGCUUUUAGUGCGCUGCUGUUGUGUAUGAUACUUGUUAACUUGCUAUUGUCAGGAUCAACUUUUUUGGGGCUAAUAUGUACUGCUUGCUAA